Phytophthora nicotianae INRA-310 is the source of this 1898-nucleotide messenger RNA. RefSeq lists its product as hypothetical. The transcript is spliced from 3 exons. NCBI's taxonomy places the organism in Eukaryota, Oomycota, Peronosporomycetes, Peronosporales, Peronosporaceae. The record is from RefSeq and is a predicted model, not a curated record. Gene Ontology annotation, molecular function: protein binding; methyltransferase activity. Bases 10 to 1587 code for a protein of 525 amino acids.
GGUGGCGAAAUGGGUUUUCGAUUAGAACAUCAGUUGGGCUGUAAAGCGCGCGCAAAGUGCUGGCAACGCGAGCUUGACCAGUCAGCGGCCUUCCAUUCCCGCAUCCUGAUCUCUUCAGCCCGCAGUGCGUGUGUGUGGCCAUUCACCAACUCGCGCCGGCCGUGUCAAGAUCUGCUAAUAGUUAUCUUCAGUACAAUGCAGGAGAACCGGCCCGAGGUGGCCGCCUACUUUGAGGCACUGCUGCAGUCGCGACUGCACAGUCCUCCCAUUCGCUGUGGCUUCGCGGGCGAUGAUAAGGGCAAGGCCAUGUAUGCUGCCCGUGCGCUCAAGGCCGGCGAACCCAUCUGGACCGAGGCCCCGUUCGUGGCCAUGCAACACGAGGACAACAAGGAGUUCGUGGACUGCUGCGAAAACUGCUUCGUUCCGCUCAUUGACAGCAAAGCCUGCUGGGCCCGUGUGAUGGCCUGUCGGGCCGAGGUGGAGGGCGAGGCGGCCCCUGCAGAAGAGGACGUGGCCACCGUUGCCGACUUCGAGGCCGCCAUCGCCUUCUUGCAGAAGGAAGGCGGCAAGAGUCCCGAGGAGAGCUACUUUUCCGUCUUCAAGCUGGCCGAAAAACAAGUCAAGUGCACGUGCGGCGCGAUCUACUGCUCCGAAACGUGCAAACAGAUCGCCUACGCGCAGCAUCACGCUCUGCUGUGCCCGCAGUCGGAGGAACGCGAGACCGACAUGGGCCAAUUCCUCAACCACACGAUUGUGACCAACGAGAUCUUCCAGCUCGCGGCCAAGGUCGUGGCCAAGAUCCUAUUGCUGUUCGUGGCCACAAAAGACAUGGCCCAGGCCCGUCAGCCCGUCGACAUGUUCUGCAAAUUGCCCUGGUGGGAAGUUAUCACCUCGGAAGACGAUCUCGAGGAGGGCGAGACUCUCGAAGAAUACCGCGAUAAGUUCCGUGCGCUUAUCUUGCAGACGUUCGAGCGCUUCAUGGGCGGUCUUAAGGAAAACCUUGUGCACUUGGAGACACAGGGGGAGCUGAAUGGCCUCACGGCCGACGCAGUGCUGGCCUCGUGCGACGAGGUUUUAAACGUCGACUUUUUCAGCCGCGUGGUGGGGAUGUUCGAGAUGAACAACAUUAGCAUGGAGAUUGAUCACCCGUUCCACGCUCUGGGUGAGGCACUGGGUGAGGCCAGUCUCGAGGAGAAGAAGGACAUGCCGCCGGUACUGGCCCGCGUGAAGGUCGCGUUGGAGAAGUUCGCGGAGGAACACAAGCACCAUCUUUGUGACGAGGAGCAUGAACAUGAGCAUGAAGAAGAAGAAUGCUACGCUACGGACGAGGACUUUGUUGGCGUGGAAGGCACGGCGUUGUUCUCGGGUAUUUGCACAAUGAACCACAGCUGCGACCCCAACUGCACUGUGCUGUACACGAAGGAUGGAGCUGCACACGUUUUCGCUGUCCAUGAUAUCCCGGAGGGCAAGGAGCUGUGUAUCUCGUACAUUGAUGUGGACCAGGACGUGGACGAGCGGGAGGAAUGCCUUCAGGAGUAUCAGUUUGUAUGCCAUUGUGACCGAUGCGAGGAGGAACGAAAGGCAUAGCCUUGCUAGUGAGCGGUGGAAUGCAUAUUAAUCAAGAUCCACUUGUACUCCUAGGACUCGCGCUUGAGCAGCUGGAUUGAAAUCAUCCAACAGAAUCAAUGCGUCAGUAUUGCGUCCUCCGCUGUACAUACAGUAUACGCGUGGGCCCGUUUGACUGUGCUGUCUUCCAAGAAAACGCGGAUCUCAACUCCGCGUGACCCAUAAAUGAUAAAAUCUAAAAUUCGUUAAAAGAUUUUGUAUCCGGUGGCAUCGCUGUGUGGAAACUACAGUAGUCCGAAACCCUGGUAUGUAAAGCAUCAUCUUCAUUCUCA